Lepisosteus oculatus (spotted gar) is the source of this 3882-nucleotide messenger RNA. Its product is annotated as secretory carrier-associated membrane protein 5B. Gene Ontology annotation, biological process: protein transport. NCBI's taxonomy places the organism in Eukaryota, Metazoa, Chordata, Actinopteri, Semionotiformes, Lepisosteidae. Gene Ontology annotation, cellular component: recycling endosome membrane; trans-Golgi network membrane. The record is from RefSeq and is a predicted model, not a curated record.
UGUUGGCUGUUGCAGCAGUGACAGUGGAGACGGGGAACGGGAUAGGACGACUGGACAGCGGUUUUGAUUUUUACACCCACGGUCUCAGGAAAAAUACAAUAAAAAAAAUCUAUAAGGUUUCCCCAAAUUGAUUCAAAUCCGACAUUAUUCAGUAUAAGUUGGAGUUUCCGUAUUUCAUCCGAAAAAAAUAUAGAAUGCAGUAAGAAACACUGCAUUGUGUACUCUUGUUUGGACAGAGAAGAAGAGAAAGAAGAUUUUAGAUUACCCUGAUCAAUAAACCAAGAAAACUCAAUUUCCAGCAUGGCAGAAAAAAUCAACAAUUUCCCCCCUUUACCUGGGUUUAUUCCCUUGAAGCCUUGUUUCUACCAGGAUUUCAAUGAGAUCCCAGAACUCCACCGCACAAUGGCCAAGCGCCUGUAUCACCUCUGGAUGUUGAACAGCAUCACUCUAGCUGUAAAUCUGAUUGGUUGCCUAGCAUGGUUGAUUGGCGGAGGUGGAGCUGUUAACUUUGGACUGGCUUUUCUUUGGCUCAUCCUCUUCACUCCCUGCUCCUAUGUGUGUUGGUUCAGGCCAAUAUACAAAGCUUUCAAGACAGACAGCUCCUUUAAUUUCAUGGCGUUUUUCUUCACAUUCAUGGCUCAGGUUGUGAUCAGCAUUAUCCAGGCAGUGGGGAUUCCAGGCUGGGGAGUGUGUGGUUGGAUUGCUACAAUUUCGUUCUUUGGCACUAACAUUGGCUCUGCCGUGGUCAUGCUGAUCCCGACGAUCAUGUUCACAGGCAUUGCAGUCCUCUCAUUCAUUGCUCUUACUAAGGUGCACAAUUUCUACCGUGGCAGUGGAGGUAGCCUGAGCAAGGCCCAGGAGGAGUGGACCUCUGGAGCCUGGAAAAACCCCCACGUGCAGCAGGCAGCUCAAAAUGCAGCCAUGGGCGCUGCACAGGCAGCAGUUCACCAACAAGAGCCACAGUACUCGGCCACACCAAGCUACGCCUAUGACAACCAGAUGUAGACUCUAGUGAUGAGAAGCAAACAGGUACAGCAUGGGUGAACAUGCAAACCACGAGUUGGCUUUGGUGUCCAAACCCUUCCAAGAACCUGGCUAAAACAGGCAAGCUUAUAUACCUGUUAGGCAGUUGGCUUUGUUUUGUUUUCCUUUUCAGCUACCAGACUUCUAAGUGGCAGUAGCUGGGAAGAGUGCUUUUUGAAGCACAAUCUUUUUAAUGAAGUUACUAUCCCAGUGCUAUGUUCCUAUUGUGAUACUCAGCACAGUGCUUUUUUUUCCUUGCUGCAUACCAAUAACACCUCAUAUCUUCCUUUGCUCUGCCUUGAGAGCUGCUUGUUGGGCUUGCGUUCUCCAUUAUUCAGCAGCAGUGGCCAUCACUAUUUUUAUGGAAAUCACCUUUUCACUUCGAGAUAAUUACGUAUUACCCAUAUCAAUGACAGUCCACAUACAUGUGCUUCAACUGAAACAUUUUUUUUUCUUUAUUUGGUGAAAUCCCUACAGGGAGAGAAAUUGGGUUAGGUGUAAAAUGUUCUGUUUUUUAUGGUUUGGAAUGUCACAACAUUAUGUUCAAAGGGGUUUGUCUGCUGUAUUAGAUCUUUAAAAAGAAAGUUUUACUCGUCCCCUGCAUAGAAACUGACUCCUAACUGUGCCGUUUUCUGCAUACGGUACACGAUAUUUAAUUCAUCUGCUUUUUUAUAGUAUGCCCAUUAAAGCCUGACCAGCAGCACAAUACUUAAUGUUCAUAUGAAUGACAGAAACCAUGGCACUUCUGAUGUAACAAAAAUAUUUUUUGUCUGCCAGUUUCAAAGUAUCUCCUAUGUAAAUCCAUUGUUACCAGGUUUUUGGAAAGUUUUGUUAUUGGGUCACUCUUCCGGCUCGUGGUUUGUCAUAAUGAUUAUUGUGUUUAAUUUUUUUUCCUUUUUUUUAAAGUUUGUUACUUUUUUGUUACCUUUAUAACCAAAUCCUCUGCAGAUUGUGAUGUGCACGAGUGAUUGCAAACAUGUGCCGCUGUACUUGAGUGUUAUUGUGUAAGGUGUUUGAAACAAGCAACAAAACAUGAAAAACACAAUUUCUUUUUCUAAUCAUGUAGCAGUGAUGGAAAUAUCAUAUUACAGGAAAGAAUAUUAUAUGAUAUUAAAUGAAUACAAGUUUAUUCCAGUCUUGGAUGAGGGAUUUUUUUUACCAUAAAGCCAGUGUUUGUGUUUGUAUUAUGAAUAGCACUAUCUAUAGUGCUUUUAUAGUAUCUAUUCCGCCUAGGUUUGAUAAUUACCCACUCUAUUUUUCACCCAUUUUGAGCUUGGUAAAGAAGAAAAGCCCUUUUUUUCUGUGAAAGAUACAAUUUUAAAUGUUGAUGUACCUGUAGUGUUGUGUAACCUUAAUCAAUGGUGAUGUCACAAACCUGUCAGGUUCACACUUUUUUGUAAUGCAUUUUAACUGCAGUGUCAUGUUUAACAAGGGUUUGCUGAGCCCUUGCAGAAAGCAGGGUGUGUCCAACCUAUGCCCUGAUCACAGACAGAGCUUCGCAAAAUUCUACAUUGAUUCUCAUUUUUUAUAGUCACGGCGUUUAUUAUUAAGUGACACUUAUUGUUUUAGAAAUGGUUUACCCGCUAUUGCCUGUCAAUGACCUGUAUGCCUCUUUAAUCCACAAUGUUUUUUUCCCUCUAUUUGGUUUUAGGUCAUGGUGAUGUCCUUGUCAUUGUCACUUUCUUGAUUUUUUGUUCAGUAUUGUUUCCACUGUCAGCAUUUUUUUUCAGAGCUGUAGAAGGUUCCUAAAUUUAGGAAAUUCUAUGCUUUUUAUGUUUAGAAUCUCAAGACUAAGGAAAAGCAGAAUACAGUAUUUUUAAGUAUUCUACUAUUUUAUAUUAUAUACAACAACAAGGAGUCAUCCAAUUAAAUUAGAAGCACUAUUAUAUAAAGUUUUGAUUAAAUUCCUACAAAAUACUAAUGAAUAUAAUCAGCUCAUAUGGGGGAGUUUCUCAGAAAGCCUUAUUUCUAGUCACGUAACUGUACUGUAGGUGGGCAGAGGUGUCGAUCAAAGUGCUUGGAAAACUUUUGCUGAAUAGAGUGCUAAAAAUUGUUAAUAUAUGGAAUAGACUUGUAUUCACUUUGGUAAUGUCAUGCAGAAAUCUUUAGGUAUCAUUAUGCUGAACAUAACAGUCUCAUGUUAAACUUAUAAGAAAUUAAUAGUGUUUGAUGUUUUGGGGUUUUGUAAAUAACAGUGAACUAAAUGUCAAUGUAGAUGUGAAAAUAAUGUCAAGGUUAUUGCAUUUGUUUUAAGCAGCUACUUAAGACUCCCAGACUCUGAAAUAUGCCUUUCAGAAUCAAGAGAAUCAUGAACCUUACCUUUGGUUUUAGCAGGACAUGGGAUGAAACAGUUCAGGGCACCAUGUGGUUUAGCAAACUCAAAUUCUGCCCUCGUGUGGACAAUGAAGAAACCACAGGCAGUUGUAAUUCUAAACAGUAGCUCUUUGAAAUAUAAAUUAAAUCAGCAGUGUUGGGCUAGAUAAGCGCUCAGUGUGCAACUAUAAGUGACAAAAAUCAUUAGCAUUUUUUAAAUUGUUUGUGUAUUUGCUAAUGUAAACAUCAGUGACAAACAAAAGCAUCACUGUGAUACUAAGAAAAUAGCAUUAAAACCUAAUUAUAUGUAUAACAAGUUGGAACAAAGUCUGCUUAAUUAGGAUGGACCAUUUUCUUCUAAAAGUAUCAUACUUUGGUUUGUAAAUAUAUAUUAUGCUAAGGAGAGGAUCUAAUCUUAAUAAUAUGUUAAUAAUAUGCAUUAGCCAUUUCUCUUCUUUCAUUACCCUCUAUAAUGACAAGUGGACAACUUAAUGCAGUAGAGUGAAUGUGUUUUGCACUAAUAAAAUAAUGCUCUCCUAAGGUGAA